CAGUCAGUCACACAACCAGCUGAUAAGUAGCGCUGCUAGGCAGGAGACGAGGCCCACCCACCCCCAGAGUGACUGUCUGUCUGUCUAUGGUGCCAGACAUUACCAUCAGUCGGAGUUUUACCGUCACCAGUGGGUUUAUAUUAUCACCAGCUUAUUCUUACCACAAUGCCAGCUGACUCUGCUAUUACCAGCUGAUUCUGUCAUCACCAACUGACUGUCAUCACCAGCUGAUUCUGUAAUUACCAGCUGACUGUCAUCACCAGCUGAUUCUGUCAUUACCAGCUGACUGUCAUCACCAGCUGGUUCUGUCAUUACCAGCUUAUUUUGUCAUCACCAGCUGAUUCUGCUAUCAUCAGCUGAUUCUGACAUCACCAGCUGACUCUUCCAUUACCAGCUGAUCUGCCAUCACCAGCUAAUCUACCAUCACCAGCUGACUCUGCCAUCACCAGCUGACUCUGCCAUCACUAACAGACCCUGCCAUCACCACCACUCUGUCACUGCCUAGCGGACGGACUUGAGCCGAAGACAUUAGCAGCAGCCAUGGCGAGAGAGGACCUGAAGGAGACGCACCAGGAAACACCCAGCCACCAGGUCAACGGAGGUCACCACGAGGGCACAGAACUGACCCUGUUUAUGGACGAUAAAGUGUCUGUCAACGUCGUAACGAAAUCGAAGGAGAAAGAACCUUUAAUGAAGACAUCCUCACCAACCCGCAGGACUACCGAGAUGACCAGGACGAAGGAGGAACGACCUACAUUAGAGUCAUCCUCACCAGCCCAGAAGAGACUCCACACCAAGAAAGACUCUCACAUUAGGUCAUCUUCAGGUGACCUAGACAGCGGCAGUGGUGAAGAUGAAGGCGGACGAGUCAAGAGUUCCUCAUCUCACAAGAUAACGGCGGGAUGUUACUGUGGCUCCAAUGUCGGCCCCUUCGUCAGGCAGCUGACGAUGACGGUAGUGAGCUGCCUGGCAGCCCUCAAUCUCGGCUUGAUCUACGCCUAUCCCGCGGUCGCCCUGGCCCGGUGGGAGGAGGCAGGAGUCAACCAUACCACUACGGAGAUCACCUGGUUCGCCUCGACGCCGAUGGUGGUGUCGGUGGUGGUGAGUGUGGUGUCCGGGGUGGUGAUGGAGAGCCUUGGGGUGCGAUGCGGCCUUCUCCUCUGCCUCCCUUUCCUCACUCUCUCCUGGAUCAUGAUCGCCAUCACUCACGAAUUCUGGGUCCUCCUCCUCGCCCGUGUCAUCCAAGGCUUCGUAGCGUCGAUGUUCAUGGUGGCUAUCACAGUGUAUCCAGUGGAGGUGAGCGCGGUGCGGUGGCGAGGCAUCAUGGUUGGUGUGUCUGAGGCCAUGGUCAUGCUGGGAGCCUUCUUCACCUACCUGGCAGGUCUCGUCCUCUUCCCCUCCACCCUCGCCUACACCUUCGUCGGUGUCACCGUCCCGCAAGUCUUCUGUUUCUACUUCAUGAGGGAGUCUCCCCUCUGGUUGACACGACAGGACCGCGAUGAUGAUGCGGCGGUAUCCUUAGCCUGCCUGAGGGGCCCCGGCGUCGACAUCACCUGGGAACUGGAGCAGAUCAAAGCCAACGUGUAUAGUGAGAGAAUACAGAAACCAAGUGCUUCUGAACAACUCCUACUGCUUAGGAAACCCGUGUAUUUGAAGCCAAUCCUCUUGUGUGUACUUGUGCUGCUCUUCAAAGAACUAACUGGACAGUUUGCUGCAAUGGCUUACGCAGUCAAGAUAUUCCAAAUGGCCGGCUCGACCUUAAACCCGUACUGGUGUGCUGUAGUAAUGGGCGCUGUCAGGUUCCUGCCAUGCUUCGCAUCGUGGGCCCUCAUCGAGAGAGUGCCUCGUCGCGUCCUGCUCUGCUCCUGCAUGACCAUAGCAUCCUUCUCCUUGGCAACACUCGGAGCCUUCCUCUGGUUCUGGUCCUGGUCUGAUGAAGGUCUCCCUGCCUCGCUAGGCUGGAUACCUCUUACCUGUUUAUCAGUGUUCACCCUAUCGUUUGGGUCUGGCAUAGGUCCUACUUCCUGGACCCUGGUGGCUGAACUCAUACCCUCGCAGGUCCGUAACGUCGGCGCUGGGAUUAUCAACUCCUCCUUCAGCUUGUUCCUCUUCCUAGUGGGGCUGACUUUUCCAUUUGCUGUAGAAUACCUAGGGGUGGGGGCGGUGUACAUAGUGUACUCGGUGUGUUCCCUCGUCGGCGUCAUCUUCGUGGUGACAUGUUUACCAGAGACCAAAGGUAGCACUUUUGACGAGAUCCAAAUCGCCCUUGACAACAAAUGGAACUCAAAUGUGGUGUAAUCUUACCAGUGAUCAUAGACAUACAUUUUUUAGUAGAGUUUAUCACCUUACGACCGACCACACUCUAUGAAACUACGGGUCAAAGCAAUAAAGUGAAGGAAAAUCUAGUUCCGGUGUAAUGAGAUUUACGUAAAUGAAUUAUCAGACACGAAUCUUACAGAAUAACUCAUAAUAAUCUUUUUGCAGUAAUUAUUCAUAGCGAAAGCACAGCAGUGUACACGCGGUAAUUUACACUAUUACAGUAUGCCUCUUUAAACGGUGUUAUACUGUAUUUAGAUUAAGAUUCAUUCAAAUUACAGAAAGAGUCAUGUGUACACUGGUGGUCGGGACUGUAUACAUCCUCACCACAAAUCCUAAAUCCUAAAACUAUCAUUUUCGGACUUAGUAUUGAGGUACUGCAGCCUCUCCUCCUCCUCCACCUUCGUCAGUACAAUGGCGGAUCUCCCUGUGUCUGUAUCGCUCAAAAGACCGAUCCUCCCUUGGUUCCUCACUACCAGGGAGUGAAUCAUCGUGCCUUGCCUGAUGCUGAACCAACUCACUCUUUUUUUUUAUCACCACUACCUAGAUACUGUUCCCUGCCUCACCUCUUCCUUCCAGGCAGUGGCCACAUUCGAAACAGAACAGCACUACCUUUAUACCCUGACCUUCCCUCUCCUUGUUGCUGGUAUAAGUCAAUCUCCAACUGGUGACACCAAACCUCAUUUGUGACACCAAACCUCAUUUGUGACACCAAACUUCAUCUGUGACACCAAGCCUCAUUUGUGACACCAAACUUCAUCUGUGACACCAAGCCUCAUUUGUGACACCAAACUUCAUCUGUGACACCAAGCCUCAUUUGUGACACCAAACCUUAUUUGAGACACCAAACCUCAUUUGUGACACCAAACCUCAGUGGUGUUAAAACAACAAUGAUUAGCACAACUAGCGAUUUAUAUUAUCUUAAUUUUCCUCUUAACCUCAAGACCUGAUCGGAAGGGUCACGACCUACGAAGUAAGGAGAGCUCUCAUAGGUAUACUGUAGGUGUACAUAAAUAUAAUUUGUACCAUAAUAACGUAGAGCUAAGUGUGUGUUUGUGUGUCCGUGAGUAUGUCGUUAUAUUGCGAUGUGUGUGUGUGUGUGUGUGUGUUUGUCUUGGUGAAUAUUUUUAAACAUAUCGUGUGUGUAUAGAAGUCAGAAUUGUUGAUCUUUUUGCUGACAUUAUUACUAUUAUAGGAAAGUUAUAGUUUUGGAUAAUUUCCACACUAGAAGGCCAUGGAAAAAUCCCACGAAAGAAUCUUUGCCAAUUGGAUAGACUUGAGACGGUUAAUGAAAUCUAUUAACAUAAAACUUUUUUAAUCUUUGGUGUAAUAAUACCGUAUAUAAUUUGAGUGGUGUAUCGUCCACCUAUAAAUUAAUUUCUCUGCGAAAGUGGGUCCCAAAUGCCGCUUUGGUACAACAGACUGAAUACUAAGCCUUGGUACUCGUACCUCCGCCGCACCACCCUAUAGUAUUUCUCUACUCGUUUCACUAAAAAUACAAAAAUCCUAAAGGAAACAGUAUGCUCAGUUUCGUAAUUCAAAACUUUAUUCACACACGUCAACAUCUUACUUAACUAUCACAGUUUCUGCCUGAUCCCUCUUUAUACUGUACAAGGCUUUUGCUCAUCAUGUUUAUAUCACGUGAUAUGCUUCAGCCAAUGAGGAGUCAGAGUGUUCGCGCCGGAAAUGCCCUUUGUUUAUAUCACUUGAUAUGCAGCCCAUCAGCAGUAAGAGUGACGCUUUGGCAAAUGAAACGAACUACAUAGAACCAAUACAACAUUAAAACCCUUGAUAGUAGGGAAUAAGGGCGUGUGAUUUUGGUGAAAACGAGUUUAUAAGUAGAUGAAAACUUUUAGGAAACUAAUCUCUUGGUGCUAGAUUCUUGUGGCAUAACAAGAAAGUACAAUUUUUUUUUUUUUAUUGGGCACCC
Messenger RNA from Homarus americanus (American lobster), 4246 nucleotides. RefSeq names its product facilitated trehalose transporter Tret1-like. The record is from RefSeq and is a predicted model, not a curated record. Bases 541 to 2298 code for a protein of 585 amino acids. NCBI's taxonomy places the organism in Eukaryota, Metazoa, Arthropoda, Malacostraca, Decapoda, Nephropidae. Gene Ontology annotation, molecular function: transmembrane transporter activity. Gene Ontology annotation, biological process: transmembrane transport. The transcript has 6 exons. Gene Ontology annotation, cellular component: membrane.